UGUGUCACGUUGUUGUAUUUGCCACUGCCGGACUUGGAAAUUACACUGAAUGUUUCAGCCUGUGAAGGACAAUUGUCGCUGCCAAAGUCCGGUUCAAGCCAACCGACGCAUAUGCGUCUUCAGAUCACUGUGGCCAGCUUACUAUAAAGCCUCAUGAAAAUGCUUGCCAGUGCACCAACCGACAUUCGUCCAAUUUACAUCCCAACUCCCACUCAGACUUCACGCAGCAAUCAUGACGCAACCUUUCGAGCCGGGCACCUAUGUCAUCGUUAACAGGGUUCCCUGUCCAACCAACGAAACGCUUGCGAUCACCUACAACGGUCCAGAUCAGCCUUUGACCGUGAAUAUCAGGACCGAUUCUUCUCGCCAGCGUUGGAUCGUUCAGGAUUACAGACACAUAGACAUAGAGAACGCCAAAUCCUUGGUUCCUGUGGAUGCUACUGACUUCCAAGCUGUUUGGGAUGCCGACUUGGUGCAAACAGCUCAGAAAUAUAAUUUUGUAUGGAUCAUUCAACGAACCAACUCAGGAUACACUAUUCAGGAUGAUAUAGGAACUGCGUUUUGGGGAGCUGUGGAUGCAGUCGACAAUGCUCCGCUCGUCGUUGGAUCCGACACCGGUGACGAAAAGCACAGGUGGUCUUUCGAAAGAGUGCUGUAGACAUUGGAACAAG
Suillus discolor is the source of this 671-nucleotide messenger RNA. RefSeq lists its product as uncharacterized. Lineage: Eukaryota; Fungi; Basidiomycota; Agaricomycetes; Boletales; Suillaceae. The coding region runs from base 233 to 658 and encodes 141 amino acids. The transcript is spliced from 5 exons. The record is from RefSeq and is a predicted model, not a curated record.